Messenger RNA from Brachypodium distachyon (stiff brome), 1166 nucleotides. Its product is annotated as CBS domain-containing protein CBSX1, chloroplastic. The record is from RefSeq and is a predicted model, not a curated record. The coding region runs from base 178 to 870 and encodes 230 amino acids. Lineage: Eukaryota; Viridiplantae; Streptophyta; Magnoliopsida; Poales; Poaceae. The transcript is spliced from 8 exons.
GCGCGGGAGCAAAACGUAGAACGAUAGCCCAAAGCCAACACACGCUUCACCUUCUUCUUCCCUCCCCAGUGGAAUCUAUAAAAAUCCAAAUCCGUCCGUCCAAUCCAUCGUCAAUAUCGUUUCCCACCCGCCAUCCCCCCCUCUCUCUCUCUCUCUCUCUGCUUUGCCUUGCGCGCCAUGGAUGCCGCCGCGGCCACAACUCUGCUCCUCUCCGCGGACGCACCCCUCGCCGCCGGCCGCCGCCGCAUACUCCCUUCGCGGGCCGCACGCGGUGCAGCACAGCAGACCGCGCGCGGGAACAGGCGCUCGUCGUCCGUCUGCGCGUACGCUGCUGCCGCGGCGCCAGCUCCCGCCGCAGGGCGUCAUAAUGGAGUGUACACUGUUGGUGACUUCAUGACUAAAAAGGACAACCUCCAUGUCGUUAAACCGUCAACCUCAGUUGAUGAAGCGCUCGAGAUGCUUGUGCAGCACAGGAUCUCUGGUUUCCCUGUUAUCGAUGACAACUGGAAAUUGGUUGGCGUUGUUUCAGAUUAUGAUCUAUUAGCAUUGGACUCAAUGGCAGGAUGUGGACUUGCUGAUAAAAAUACAAGUAUGUUUCCUGAGGUAGAUAGCACUUGGAAGACAUUUCGUGAGAUCCAGAGACUCUUGAGCAAAACCAAUGGCAAAGUUAUCAGUGAUGUGAUGACUCCCACCCCUCUUGUGGUGCGUGAAACUACCAACCUCGACGCUGCUGCAAGAUUGCUGCUUGAAACCAAAUACCAUAGAUUGCCUGUUGUCAACAGCACGGGAAAAUUGGUUGGCAUGAUCACAAGGGGGAACGUCGUCAGAGCUGCUCUCAAAAUUAAGAAGAAAGCUGAAGAAGGUGCUUAAAUUAGAUAAGUGUAGAUGAUUCUUUAUAAGGCGGCUUUUUGGCAAUUCAGCUCAUUGAUAAUUGGCUAGCACAGAAGCAGAUUCUCCCUGGAGCAUAGAUGGGUAUGAUAAUAUUUACUGUGAUGUAAGUAGUGUGUAUUGUUGCAGAGAAAUGUAUUAUAGGUGUUGCACUAGGCAACUACAAUUCAUUUGUGGUCAGCGUACGCAGCUGUCUCUUGGUAUUAGGUAGCAGCAGCACAAUGUAUGGAGGUUAAUAUUCUCUCUCUUUUUCUCUCUGUCGAUGGCUUCUACGAGCA